Molecule: messenger RNA, 942 nt
Organism: Rotaria socialis
Lineage: Eukaryota; Metazoa; Rotifera; Eurotatoria; Philodinida; Philodinidae
Source: the annotation of a GenBank genome assembly
AUGCUCUCUUUCAAUCAUGUAACCAAUUCGACUAUCUUGCCAACGAAAACCAUUCGAACAACGUCAUCUGCUUAUCGUCCAUUAACCAACAAUAAAAAGCAAACAAGCCGAAAACGUCCAAAGACCACUACUUUCACUACCAUUACGACUACUUCGUUUUUCUCAGUGCAUAUCACAAAUCUAACUUCUUCUACUUCUUCUUCUUCUUCAAUUUCAUCUUCCGAACAGCAGCAAGUUUUAUUAGAAGAUACCUAUUCAGCUAAAACAGGAAUCAAGAUAGCAGCUAUCCUAGGCGGCAUGUUGCUUAUGUGUAUAUUAUAUUUAAUUUGGAAAGCUCGUAGUCGAUUGUGUCGUUCUCUAUCAUCUGGAAUCCGUAAUCCGCGUCUAUCGGCAACAAAAUUCGAUUUAGAAUAUUGGCUUAAACAAGUCGAUUUACUUGAAGCAAAAGAAGCUGAACGUAAUCUUGGUAGUCAAUCUCCUUAUCUUGAACUACCAAUUGUAGAACCGCGUAAUAAUCGUGAAGCAACAGCUUUGUGGAUUGUUGAUGCCUAUCGUAAUUGGCGUCUUAUUCAAUAUCGACAGCAACAACAACUUUUUCGAAAAAAUGCUAAUCCACAAAGUGAAACUAACCCUAUAAUUUAUCGAAGGCGACUUAAUCCUAUACGUCGUCUUAUUCGACGUUUUCUUAUGCCACAUCGUCAACAUUCAUCGUUUUUACUUGAACAUUCACAGUCGCUUAUUAAUGAAGUGAGACCUAGUAUAGUGUGUAAUAAUUUUAUUCCGCCAUCACUUAUACCUAAUUUACCGAUUCGACGAACUGCUUCAUGGCCUCGUCUUAAAUCCAGUCGGCAUCAAAUAGGUGUCCCAAUGAGUGCUCUUCAAACGCAUCUGGUUAGGAAACGUCUUCUCAAACGAACAUCGAGAACUACAAUUGAUAUAUAG